GUCAAAUGUCUAUUUUCCAUACACAAUGGCCUGUCAAUAGAAACUUUAUUAACACAAAAUGUCCUAAAUUUCCAGUGAUAUGUAUUCAUUUUCGUAUAUUCUCAUACAUAAAUCCUUAUUAAGUGUCCAUUCAAACAAUUAUUCCAAAUCUCAUUACGACGUAUUGAAUUUAUCAAGAAAUUGUACAACAAAACAAAUUAAAGAAUCAUUUAUAAAACUUUCUAAAGAAAAUCAUCCCGAUUUGAAUAAAAAUAAAGAUGCACACGCUAAAUUUUUGGCAAUUAAUGAAUCUUAUAGAGUUUUGAGUAACGCACAAUCUAGGAGAAAUUACGAUUUAGGAUUAAUAUCUGAAAAUAACCAAGGAAAAUCCCACCCAGGUCCAAACGUGUAUACAAGAAGUUGCGGAAAUGAUUAUUGGAGCGAUCCGACUUUUUACAAUAACCGUGAUAAAUCUAAAGAUAAAUUUUAUGAAGAAAGACCUUAUUACGGGAUUAGAGGUAAAGGUAAAGUGUCGAAUUUCACCGUGGUUGCCGUAUGUAUAGCAUUAGCAAGUUUUGUAGUGGGAUUACAAGCUUUAGCUAUCGUAAAAUCCACGACGUUCCAGAGAGAUAAACUAUUGGAAAAAUCGAGCGAGGCGGAAAAAUCUCUUAAGGAACUUAAGAGGAAUGUUGAAAUCAAUGGAAAUCGUGUUCAAUUGGAAAUUUUGAAUAUGAAAUUUGCGGAACAAGAACGAAUGCAUCGUAAAAGACAUUAAAUUCAUUCAAGAGUAUUUGUAAAUAUAUUUUUCCAAAAAAAGAAAA
Molecule: messenger RNA, 800 nt
Organism: Diorhabda sublineata
Lineage: Eukaryota; Metazoa; Arthropoda; Insecta; Coleoptera; Chrysomelidae
Product: dnaJ-like protein 60
Exons: 5
Coding region: 80-754 (224 amino acids)
Source: RefSeq, a predicted model, not a curated record